Molecule: messenger RNA, 1626 nt
Organism: Fukomys damarensis (Damara mole-rat)
Lineage: Eukaryota; Metazoa; Chordata; Mammalia; Rodentia; Bathyergidae
Gene: Lrrc75b
Product: leucine rich repeat containing 75B
Exons: 8
Coding region: 1-1392 (463 amino acids)
Source: RefSeq, a predicted model, not a curated record
AUGGCCAACAGGGACCCUUUCCCUGCCCAGGGAACUGUCCAUCGGGCCCUCAAGAGCAGCCCAGAACAGAGUGUGGAGUUGAAGAUCCGCUGUGCCUUCCCAGGAGUCCUCCCUCAUCCCCGCCAGUCUCCUGAAAUCUGCGAUCAGCUACCACAGGGCCAGAGCUUACCGUUCAGCGGACCCUGUGGCCACAGGAUCUUCUCUAAAGACUCCUCCAACAGGCAGCCACCUCGCUCUCCUGAAAUCAUGAGGGUGAACCUGAAGCGGGCCCAGCCCUAUCCAGGGGGGCUCGAUGUGACCCCCCCCACCUCUGGCUGCGUUUUCUGCCUCCAGUUGAACUCUGGAGCCAAAGAGGCUGUCAGUAGCACCCAUGUCUGCAUGAAUUCUCCCAGGCACAGCCCAGAGUCGGCAGAGCGGGGAGGGUAUGGGGUGCUCCUGCACAAGCCCGGGGGCAGUGGCAUGUCAUGUGACAAAGGGGGCCGAGGAGCCAGAGCCAGCCUGCCCACCUCUGAGUCUGGAACUGUGCAGCAUUUUCUCUCACGCUGUGCAGAGGACAGCAGCAGCUUCAGAAUCCCCAUGGCUGCGGUAGCCGAUACCCAGGUCGACAAGCCCAAACCUGAGGAUCUGGGCCUUGAGGGGACCCUCCUCACUGACAUCCUCUACAGGAACGUGACCUUCCUCAACCUGGUGGACCCCAUCUCCCAUGACCUGCUGGUGAACCUGGCCCGGGACCUGCAGUGUCCCAAGAAGGACUACGAGCUCUGGAAAUCCUCCGACAAGAUCUGCCGGCAGCUCAUCUACCACCUCACCCCUCAUUCCAAGCGGCACCGAGGGCCCAGCCACCCCCAGAGGAAGACCCAGAGCUGCCUCAAGAGCGGCCUCCAGAAGACUCUGCUGGGCGGGGAGACUGUGGACCUUUCGGGCAUCCCGCUGUCAGCGCGAGACGUGCAGCACAUAAUGUGCUACCUGGGCAGCCAUGGCGCUGGGCUGGCGGUGCUGGACCUGAGCUUCACAGGGCUGAGUGAUGAGUUCCUGCACCUGCUGCUGCCCAGCCUGUGGACGCUACCCCGCCUCACCCAGCUCCUGCUCAACGGCAACCGGCUGACACGGGCUGCUGCCCGCGAGCUCACGGAGGCCGUCAAAGACACCACCAAAUUCCCUGCGUUGGCCUGGGUGGACCUGGGCAACAAUGAGGAUGUGGCCUCCCUGCCCCAGGCCCUGCUCGUCGGCCUGCGCCGGCGGCUGAGCCAGCGUACCUCGCUCCCCACCAUCUACGAGGGUCCAGACUUUGAGGCUGGGGAUGGCACAGCUGGGUCUCCCGCUGCUGCCUCUACAUGGGGCUCUGCAGCUGCUGGCCCAGGGCCUGAGCCACAGGCCUGCUGCGCCAGGUGACCCACCACUCACUUCCGUCUGUGCUACUGAGCGAGGGUGCUCUUGAGUGCACAAAAGCGAGUGGUGGAGAUGCCGCAGGCCUCCAGGGAGCCAGUGGAGCUGCGCGGCCUGGGACCAAGGGGUUGGCCAGGCAAGGCUGACUUCCCUUGGCACAUUUAGGAGGCUCCUUCCCUCAGCAGGAGGGUCCCUGGCACCCGCAGCACAGACCCCGCAAUAAAGUGCUGACCCCCUUGG